Molecule: messenger RNA, 1273 nt
Organism: Caenorhabditis sp. 36 PRJEB53466
Lineage: Eukaryota; Metazoa; Nematoda; Chromadorea; Rhabditida; Rhabditidae
Source: the annotation of a GenBank genome assembly
AUGGCAUUGGCAACGAUACAAUCGACAAUAACUACUGCGUAAGUUUUUUCGUUUGAAUGCGCUUUCGAAACGACUUUCAGAGCGAAUUGGAUGAGUCUCACAGACGAAAGCCUGGAAAGGUUAAAACGGGUCGAAGCACGCAUUCUGAAGUCUUCUGAUGUAAAUUAUGAAUCGCAGUUUGUGCAGGUGAAUUACACUAUUGAAUUUCAAGCGAAAUAACCUUUUUCCUUCAGGUCCGGUUCAAAAAAGGCGAGGUUUACACUGUGAGCGUUAAACCACGGGACACGAAAGAAACGAACGGCGACGCGAUUGUUCUGAUUCCCGGAUUGGCCGCCGGAGUCGCCAUGUUCACUGCGAACUUCAACGAAUGCGCCAAGAAUCAUUUCGUUCACUCUUUCGAUCCACUCGGAUUCGGCAGGUCCUCGCGGCCUCGUUUCAGCGGAGACAAUGCGAUUUCCGAGUUGGAAAUGGUGGAGGCGAUGGAAGAUUGGCGGAAAGCGAUGGGAAUCGAGCGGAUGUACAUGGUCGGACACGGACUGGGCGGCUAUCUGGCCAGUGCGUACGCCCUCGAACAUCCGUCCCGCGUCGCCCAUCUCAUUCUCGCCGAUCCGUGGGGAUUCGCGGAGAAAGUGGAACCAAACGAGAAAUUGGUGGGCACAAAGACGAUCCUGGAUGAUAAAACCUCUCGCCAAGUGAUUUCAGAUAAAACCGUACGCGUGGAUGUCGUUCCUCGGCGGAGUCGCCGGUUACUUCAACCCCUACAUGCCGCUGCGGCUGAUGGGACCGUACGCGCCGGCGAUCGUCAGGAAACUGCGACCAGAUCUGGCCAUUCGAUUCCCCGGAAUGCGCGACAACGACAUCUACAAGUACGUGUACUACCUGAACCUGCCGGAUCCCACCGGAGAAACCGCCUUCCACAAUAUGACACUUCCCGUCGGAUGGGCCAAGCGGCCCAUGAUAAAAAGGUAAUUAUCGGGCAUUGUUGGGCGAAAAAUAUUCACAUUUCAAUUUCAGAUUUAAUGGAAUAGACAAAAGCGUCGGUGUGACGUUCGUGUACGGAAGCAAGAGCUGGAUUGAUCCGGGACCGGCGAUGGACAUUCAGCAGGCGAGAGAAGACUCCUACGUGGACAUCAAAAUCAUUCGAGGAGCUGGCCAUCACGUUUACGCAGACGAUCCCGACGCAUUCAACUCCAUCGUCUUGGAUAUUGUCGAAGGAAGGCUGGCGGUGCCAGUGGAUAGUAUCGAACUCGAGGAACCAUUCCAAUCUGACUAG